AUGGCCAGUACUUCAUCAGACCGCAAACCUGUUCCUGACCGGGCCGAACAUGACGCCUGGUUCCCAUCACCGUACUCACUGACACAGUACGUGUCCCCGAAGACCAAUUUCGACGGCGUAGAUCAUCCGAACGCGUACAAGGGUGGCAAAUGGCGGAUUCUGACGAUUGCGACGCAAGAGCGCUACCUGCAAAUGGCGAACGGCGAAUUCUUCUCGACCGGCAAUCAUCCCGUCGAGACGCUCCUCCCCAUCCUCCACCUCGACGCCGCCGGGUUUGAGGUCGACAUCGCCACGGUCUCGGGCGACCCGGUCAAGUUGGAAAUGUGGGCUUUCCCCAAGGAGGACGAGGCGAUCAAGAAGAUUUUCGAAAAGUACAAGCCCAAGCUGCGUCAACCGCUCAACCUCGACCGCGUCUGGGACGACGGUUUCACGAAGGACACGCCGUACAUCGGGAUCUUCAUCCCCGGCGGACACGGCGCGCUGAACGACAUCCCCUCCUCGCCGACGGUGGGCAAGAUUCUCAGGUGGGCGGAUGCGAAUCGGCGCUACGUGAUCUCGCUCUGCCACGGACCGGCCGCGUUGCUUGCCGCCGACGUGGACAAGCCCGAAGGGACCAAGUUUAUCUACUCUGGGUACAAGAUCGACGUCUUCCCCGACGCGCUCGACAGCGGCGCCAACAUCGACAUCGGCUACAUUCCCGGGAAGAUGACUUGGCUCGUCGGCGAGGAGCUCCGCAAGCUGGGCGUCAUUCCCAUCAACAAGGAAAUCACGGGAGAAACGCAUCGCGACCGUUAUCUCCUCACGGGUGAUUCGCCUCUGGCUUCGAACAAUCUAGGCAAACUGGCUGUUCGUACUAUCCUCGACGAGCUCCCCAACUAUUCCUGA
Molecule: messenger RNA, 885 nt
Organism: Exophiala spinifera
Lineage: Eukaryota; Fungi; Ascomycota; Eurotiomycetes; Chaetothyriales; Herpotrichiellaceae
Exons: 1
Coding region: 1-885 (294 amino acids)
Molecular function (GO): protein deglycase activity
Source: RefSeq, a predicted model, not a curated record